AUGUCCUCGGACACAACAGAUCAAUGGCAUAUGCCGCUUGGUACAAUGUCCGUUCCGCCUGUAGUGCAGGAUUUUAAUGGUAUGAACUUCGAGUCUCCAUAUUUAUUCGAUGAUCGUAGAUCUCCAGUCGGUGCAAUACCGUCCGGUGAAGGGCAUCAGGCAGUGCGAGAUGUCACAGAGAUGGUAACGAGCACGUCAUCCAGUGUCACCGCCGCUGUCAAAGCUACAGCCAUCACCUCAGUAUUCCUCGACGAAUGCCUCCAUAUGUUCUUUAUCCGCUUUAUUCCCACAUUCCAAAUCCUGCAUCGUGCAACUUUUGUUUUCCGAGAAUGCACGCAUGCUCUCCUCCUCAAUGCCAUCGCCAUCGGCUCGUUGUAUCUAGGCCCUAAGGACUCGGUUGGAAAAGGCGAAGCCUUAUGGCGCUUAGCGCAUGCCGCACUUUCAACUUUAUGGCAGUCACUGAUCACACAGAACGGCCCCUAUGAUGCAUGCAAGGGCGUCCAGUUGAUGAUCACCGCCCUGCUUGGUCAGAUCUAUGGGGCCCUAUCCAAGAACCGAGCAAUUCGAACCACCAGCCAGGUCUUCCAUCCGCUGGGGUUCUUAUGGGCAAGACACUGCGGGAUGUAUGAUAGCGAGCCAUACUCAAGGGACAAUCUCCCCUCGAUCGAUGCCCCUGCUGCAGAAAAAGAACGUCAGUGGCGAAUCUGGUCGGCGCGGGAGAUCCAGCAACGCACCCUGUUAGCCUACUAUGUCCUGGAUGGGCUCGUUGCUCAGAUGUCAAGCGACGGUGCCUCUUCGCGCCAUUUUGCAAACCCACUCACUCUUCCGAGUAGCGAGGAAGCCUUUGAUGCCAGCAAUGCCGAUGAAUGGUUGGCGUAUAUGCUUCACCGGAAGCCCGAUCAGUCCUCAUUCAGGACGAUAUUCCGCUCCCUCUUUCCACCGGUUGGGAGCUUCCGCCCUCUGCAGUACCAGUUCUCUGCCUUCGCAUUGUGUGUGGUUCUAGAAGGGCUCCAGUCUUUGGUCUCCGACUUUGAUGAUCAUGAACUAGCAGUGGGAGUUCCUAGCCAAUCAGAAGUCCGGCGAGCUCUAGCCCAAAUCCACGAGACAGUAUCGAUGAGCAUCCAGUUCAACGCAGCAGAGAGACUCGAAAUCCUCAUGCGUUAG
Molecule: messenger RNA, 1164 nt
Organism: Penicillium digitatum Pd1
Lineage: Eukaryota; Fungi; Ascomycota; Eurotiomycetes; Eurotiales; Aspergillaceae
Product: C2H2-type zinc finger protein
Biological process (GO): DNA-templated transcription; regulation of transcription by RNA polymerase II
Cellular component (GO): chromatin
Molecular function (GO): DNA-binding transcription factor activity, RNA polymerase II-specific; zinc ion binding; RNA polymerase II cis-regulatory region sequence-specific DNA binding
Source: RefSeq, a predicted model, not a curated record